This is a messenger RNA of Gongylonema pulchrum, 208 nucleotides long. Lineage: Eukaryota; Metazoa; Nematoda; Chromadorea; Rhabditida; Gongylonematidae. The record is from the annotation of a GenBank genome assembly.
GACACUUGCAAUUGCUUUUAGCAAUGCUGUUCGUUGGUGUUGCUGGACUCAACCCUACGGUGGCGUCAUCACGUCUGCAGGGCUGUGAAGGUCUGAAUACAGCGUGGUUCAUUCUCACCUACUGGAUUUGUCCUAUGGUGGGAUGGAUGCUAUCGGCUUUCGUCGAUGAUCAUAUGAUGUCUGCUCCUGAAAAGAAGAUAAAGUGAUA